CCACGGCUGAUGACUCUCCGACCUGUGGCACUGGGACGAGUUCGACACGUCAAGUGGAGUAUCCACGGGGGGACACACCUCGAAGAAACAUCAUUACUGCACAGGAUCCGGGAGUUGGUUCCUGAAUCCCAAGCCUACAUGGACCUGUUAGCCUUUGAACGCAAAUUGGACCAGACCAUUAUGAGGAAGCGGGUGGACAUUCAGGAAGCUCUGAAGAGACCAAUGAAGCAAAAACGGAAAUUGAGGCUUUACAUCUCCAACACCUUCAACCCUGCAAAGUCAGAUGCUGAUGACUCUGAUGGCAGCAUUGCAUCCUGGGAGCUGCGAGUGGAAGGGAAGCUCUUGGAUGAUCUCAGCAAACAGAAGCGGAAGUUUUCCUCAUUUUUUAAAAGUUUGGUCAUUGAGCUGGACAAAGAUCUUUAUGGACCUGACAAUCAUCUGGUGGAGUGGCAUAGAACUCCCACUACCCAGGAGACUGAUGGCUUCCAGGUGAAGAGGCCCGGUGAUGUGAGUGUGCGGUGCACGCUUCUCCUCAUGUUGGAUUACCAGCCUCCACAGUUUAAACUGGACCCACGACUGGCUCGUUUGUUGGGAAUACACACACAGACCCGAUCAGCAAUUAUCCAGGCCCUUUGGCAGUACAUCAAAACAAACAAACUGCAAGACUCCCAUGAUAAAGAAUACAUCAACUGUGACAAAUACUUCCAGCAGAUCUUCGACUGUCCACGGCUAAAGUUUUCUGAAAUUCCUCAGAGACUCACUAACCUGUUGCUGCCUCCAGACCCCAUAGUUAUAAAUCACAUCAUCAGAUGGGAAGUUGAAGUACAGAAAGACUUAACUGUUUUGUCCAAAGUCAAAGAAGAGUGUUGACCCCAAUGACCAAAAGAAGACAGCGUGUUAUGACAUAGACGUGGAAGUUGAAGAUCCCUUAAAAGGACAAAUGAGCAGUUUUC
Molecule: messenger RNA, 953 nt
Organism: Pelodiscus sinensis (Chinese soft-shelled turtle)
Lineage: Eukaryota; Metazoa; Chordata; Testudines; Trionychidae
Source: RefSeq, a predicted model, not a curated record